This is a messenger RNA of Caenorhabditis bovis, 1785 nucleotides long. Lineage: Eukaryota; Metazoa; Nematoda; Chromadorea; Rhabditida; Rhabditidae. The record is from the annotation of a GenBank genome assembly.
AUGCCGACGAGCUUCGACUGGACGGAUCUCGUCCGCGCCGCCGUCAUCAUCAUGGAAAUGAGUCAGGCCGAACUGUUGGCGGCGUCCGAUUGCGAUUGGCAAAAAGUUGCCGAGUUCGCCGACGACAAGCGUCGAGCCACCGAGUUGAUUAUGAUGACGUUCGGCCAUCCGAAUCUCACGCCGAAUCCCGACUAUGUUGCCGGCGUUCAGCGCCUCUGCAAUCAGCUCGAGGACGAUUUCAUAACGUUCGGCAUCAUCGAUCAGUUGGCGAAAGAGGAGCGUCGAAUCAACGGGAUUCUCGCGCUCGUCACCAAGGAGAAGGGCAAGCGUUUCCUGAUUCCGAAAUGAUCUCGCCGUCCCCCGAUGGAUCCGGCGGCGUUCGAGUUGUACAUGAAAAAAAUUGGCGAGACGUGCGCCAUGUUGGCCGAGUGCACACCCGACGAGACGACGCGCUUCUUCAUCAUCUACAUCGAGAUGAUAUUGGCGCAACGGUCGUUCGAGACGCGUCGUCGACAAUUCUUUUUGGCGUUGACACGCGCCCUUGGCGGAAUGCUCGACGAGGUGCGCCAACGGACCAACGGCGAGUGCUAUCCCGACUAUCGCAAUUUCGCCGAUCCGCUCAUCAUGAAGUUCGUCGAGUUCGAGCACGAGAUCGCGUUUUUCGACGAGGUCCAAAAAGCGACGCUUCGAUUGGACAUGGUCCGAACGCUGUUCAAAUUCAAGCAUCAGGUGGAUUGUGUGAUUCCCAAGGCAACUAGUCGACUAGUCGUUUUCACUCAUUCCUUCGAUUGCCUUCAGAGCGCGCUUUCCGAGUACCUCAAAUCCGAGGCGACGCCGAUGGCGACCAUCGACACCACCGGCGUCCAAUUCACCGACGUCGUUGCGCCGCUGCCAUCGCCGCCCGACAUCAUGCGCAUGAUUGAGGUUGUCGCCGAGCCGUCCGAAUUCGAGACGCUUCGUCGAACCGUGUCGACGCACUACGAAGACAUGAUGCGGAUCUACGCGAUGAACGCGAGCCACGAGCAACGCGACGAGAUGAUAAUGAAUCGCUGGAAGGCGACGAUCGACAUUCUCAACGGGAUUCAUCUCGGCGAAUGGAUGGACAACGUGAUGAAGAUGCUCGAAGCGCAGAGAACGCCGAAGAGCCAUGCCAUCCGCAUCGCCCGGUCUGAUCUAUUUGGAGAUGAGGUGAAGCUCAUCGCGGUGAACUACGAUCUCGUCUAUUAUGGACAUCUCAAGUACAUCAUCAUCAAGGUCAACAAGCUUGAAGCAAGAAUCCAGAAGAGCCUCCAUUCUGAAGACGAUCCGAGAGGAGCCAAGGGAAGCCUAUUCUCAUCGAGCUAUCGGUUUCCACAUCCCGAUGCUUCACAAAUGCCGCUUUUCGUCGCCUUCUGCAAUUGCCAAUACCUCAUUCUGCUCGCAUUUCUUCGACAUGCCUCGCCGAUGGAACGCCUACGCGCGUUCAUCAUCUACAUGCAGAUGAACUACGCCAAGUCGUUGUUCAACGGAGACGAUCAACGCACGCAUCUCAGGAAUCUCGAGGCGACGCGAAUCACCGUCGAAGAGUGCCUGGCGCGAAGCGAUCUCGUCCGAACGCAUCGCGUCGAUCACUACGGCUACAAUCGGAUCAUCAUCAACAAGUUCAUCGAUAUGGAGAGCACGAUGACGCAUUUGAGUGCCGCGCAGAAGCAUUUGAUGCGGCACGCGCUUCUCGUCCAGACGAUUCUCGAAGAAGAAGGCCGACCGUUUCUGCUUGAGCGCGCGGCAAGCGGCAUUCUCGCCUAG